Molecule: messenger RNA, 905 nt
Organism: Bursaphelenchus xylophilus (pine wood nematode)
Lineage: Eukaryota; Metazoa; Nematoda; Chromadorea; Rhabditida; Aphelenchoididae
Source: the annotation of a GenBank genome assembly
AUGUCGUUGAAAUGGCUUUACGUCCCCACCGCAUUGUCCAUUCCCUUCAUCUAUGUGGGCUCCCUCUAUGUACUGGAUAAGGAACAUCAGUUACACUCGGAUCAUCCAUCCACGAUCAGGAAACGAUUCAUUCGGGUGACCAUCAGCACCUCGAUUACGGUAGCCACAACUUACUUGGUUUUGUCUCAGGUAUGGAUAAAAAGAAUGUAACAUAAUUUCUAGGAGUUUUAUUCUCCACUAAGAACGAUGGGGAUUUAUGUCAACGGGGAUACUGCCAGUCUAUGUGGUCAAAGUGUUCUAUUGACAGCUACAGUGUACCUGGGAACAUUUAUUAUGGAUAUUUUGGAUGGAUCUCUUACUUUACGAAGUGUUUUUGGUCAGUGAAAUGAUUUGAAAAGGCUUUGUUUGAUUUUAAAUUUAUUAUUGAGUCAUAUUUAGCCCUGGACGAGUGGAUUGGCUGCUUCAAAGAUCUGAUCUGGCUCCGAAAUAAUAUCAUGGCCCCGAUCACCGAAGAACUCGCCUUCCGAAGUUGUGCCGCCGUUCUGAUUCGACAUUCUCUCGGUGAUAACCCCGCCAUCUUCUUCAGCCCCCUUCUCUUUGCUCUCAGUCAUUAUCAUCAUCUCAAGAAUGAUAUUCACCAUGGUCAGAGUAUAGCUAAUGCUCUUGUUACUCGCUCUGUUCAGGCCUUAUACACUUAUCUUUUUGGUGUCUAUGUCACUUUCUUAUCUUUCAAAUACGAUCAAGUCCUGCCGAUUAUUUUAAGUCAUGCUCUUUGCAAUAAUACGGGUCUUCCGAGGGUAACCGAUAUCGAAUAUUACCCUCAACGGCAACGGAAGUGGCUGGGACUAGCCCAUCUAACUGGCCUGGGUCUUUUUGUUUAUGGAAUCUGUAGAAUGACUAAUUAG